AUAGCAACUACUCCGUCUCUGGCAUCAACAGAGAAAUCGAAACGACCCCGUCCCAUUGUGGGGGGACGAAAUCGAAUACGCAUUGGUUGACUUUGAUCGCGAGAAUUCGCGGGCCACACUAUUGCUGGAGCAAGAGAGAGUGAUUCGGCAAUGGGAAGCGAGCCAGUGUUGCCCAAGCGAUGGAGCUACGUUACAAUGGGAGUGGGCAUCUUAUGUUGUCGAAACCACCCCUGCAGCUCCAUACAAUGGCAAGGUAGGGGAUCUCUUACAAGUUGAAGCAAAUAUGCGUCAAAGGAGACAUGUAAUCAAUCGAUACCUCUUGCCUCAUCAGCAAGCCAUGUCUCUCUGUGUUUUCCCUCGAGUGGGAGUCAAAGACACAUGGACUACUCCCAGUACACCCAAUCAUCUUGUUUGUCCCCUGCCUCGAUAUCAAUUGCUGGCGAAAAAUGUUCAGGACCGCCCUCAAGGUCGAAUGCGGACGUACUUUCCAGUCGCUCGGGAUGAAUUGACGUCAAAUCCGUUCCACGAUGACCCACCGACGGGGAAAGGAAUUACUGAACAUCUUUGUUUGGAUGAGCUAGAGAUCGGUACCGGGUGCUGCAGCAUUCAAACAACCUUUCAAGCGGCCAACGAGACCGAAGCUCGAUGGCUGUACGAUCAACUCAUUCCGCUGGGGCAUGUCCUUCUUGCCAUGACUGCUGCGACACCCAUGUGGAAAGGAUAUCUAGUUGAUACCGACAUUCGAUGGCAAAGGUUUGGAGACUUGGUUGAUGAUCGCCGACCCGAAGAAAUGGACUAUGUGCCACCCCGUUGGACGUGGAAUCGGACAUAUCUCUCACGCGACAAGCCUCCAAUGCUAGGAGGUAAAGCCCCUCUUCAGCCUAUGGACAAGACCAUCAAGAACCGGCUACUUGAAGGGGGCAUGGAUGAUGCACUUGCCGAGCAUUUUGCAUCAAUCCUCACCCGCGAUCCACUCCUACUAACUCGGGCAGAUCUCGACAAUCUCAAUGAGUCAAACUCGAGAUUGUUUGAACUUCUUCAUGGCUGUGUGUGGCAUCAUGUUCGCUUCAAGCCUCCUCUCACUGAUAGUGGACCCGGGUGGUGUGUUGAAUUCCGACCGAUGGAGGUGCAACUGACAGAUUUCGAGAACGCGGCGUUCGCGAUCUUCAUGUACCUGCUAUCUCGGGCGAUCACCACCUUCCACUUGAAUUUCUACCUACCUCUUGACAUGGUCGGCGAGUCUUGGGAAACGGCCCAGAAGCGUAAUGCUGCGAUAGAAGGGCGUUUCUGGUUCCGGCGAUCAGGGUGGUCUUCUGAAUUCCAUUCCAACGGUCAAUCUGCCAAGUCUAUGUGCAAAGAUAAGACCCAUCAUCACCACGCGGAGAAAGAAUACGGGCUCAUGACUGUUGAUGAGAUCGUCAAUGGUGAGGAUAAUCCUGAGGGGUUCCCCGGGCUUUUGGCCCUGGUGUGGCAAUAUCUUGACCACACGGAGGUUUCCACUGUCGAAAAAUCUCAGCUCGCUCCAUACUUGGAUCUUAUUGAGCGACGCGCGAAUGGAACCAGUCCGACACCGGCAUCGUGGAUGCGUGAAUUUGUUCACCAGCAUGAAGGGUACAGCCGCAACAGCUAUGUUAGUGAGCAGGUUUGCUAUGAUAUGAUGGAGGAGAUCUCUGCUUUGAACAAAAGUUAGACUUGCGUCCAAGGCCAACCUUUCUACUGACAAGCAUCCAGCUUGAAGUAUAGCCCAAAUGUCGAGAAUCAUAUAAUUUAGAACUAGAGCUUGUUAUCCGCUCAGCCAAACAUAACCUGGGCGUAAUUUCUGAAAAGGGGGCACUCAAUUUGCGGUUCUGGUAAACAUUGCACAAUUAAGAGACUUUUGAAGAGCUUUAGCGGGGUCUGGAAUUACCUUCGCCUCUGUCGACCGGAAUCAUCCCUCAUGAUACGAUCCAGCUACUUGACAGAGCACAGCACACCGCUGCGCAAAAUAUACGUCCGCCUAUCACUCUCGGCUCCGCCGUAAAUUCCAG
This is a messenger RNA of Penicillium brasilianum, 2027 nucleotides long. The record is from the annotation of a GenBank genome assembly. NCBI's taxonomy places the organism in Eukaryota, Fungi, Ascomycota, Eurotiomycetes, Eurotiales, Aspergillaceae.